AUCAACAAAAAUUACUAAACCUUUACCUUUGACUCCUCUCUCUCUAAAACUCUCUCUCUCUCUAAAACACACUCUCUCUCUCCUCUUCCUGCCUAAUAGUCCACCACAGAAGCCCAGUCUAAUUUUGUGACUCUCUCUCUCUCUCUGAGCUACCACCAGGAGCUGCAUAUCUAUCAACAGUGCUUUCUUUCUCUCUUCCUUUCUCUCACUGCAAAAGCAACCAAAGCUGAGUUCUGAGUUCUCAUCCAUCCUUCAAAUUAGGUACUUUUUUGGGCUCAUCUUACUUUCCCUUUUGGCCUCUUGCAUUUCUUCUCUCAUUCUCUUCAUUGCUCUUUCACACCACUCCCAUCAAAGCUUCACACUUUUCACUUUUCUCCAUCUGGGUCUCUCUCUUUCACUUCGGAUCUGCUUCAUAUUCCACCCUAAACCACUCUUCCUCCAUAAAGAUCCAUUUUUUAAUUCAAUUUCCUCAGAAACUUCUCAAGAUAUCGAUGGAUGCUAAGCCAUGGAUUUGGUCAAUCUGAUCUCAAUUGAAACUCUUUAGCACUUCUGAUGGACUCAAAAAGUGGCACCAGAGCUCUCCCAAAGCAUAAUAAUCAGAAGACACCUGGGAUUCAAACCCUUGAGGCAAAGGAUAACAAGCCUUCUUCACUGCUGGUUUCGAAGACGGGCAAACCCGAGCUUGCUGCUUCAGAAGAUUUGUCUAAGUCUGUACAAAACACGUCGAAGCAGAAUCCUGGGGAAAUUUCUGAAAGCAAGAGGUUGGGAGCUUCAAUCCAAAAGGGGUUCGCUGAUUCCUUGAGUAAAGUUGGUUCUGGUGCUUCCUCAUCAGUUCUUGAUAAAACAUCUGGAGAAUUGGAUCGUGCUGUUAAUGAGAACGUAGGCUCACAGAAAAGCUCUAUCGAUCAUGGAAAAAAGACAUCGGAAUACGGAAGUGUGAAGAACAGUUCUGUUUCUGCCAAAGUUAGUGAUGGGGCCAGCAGUCUUGCAAAGACAAGUGGAAGCGCCAAGAUCAGCGAUCGAGCUGAUUUUGUGGAGAGUGGUAAGAGCAGUAUUUGCAGAGGAAGUACAAGCAGUGAUGUGAGCGAUGAGAGUACUUGCAGUAGCUUCAGUAGCAGCGUAAACAAGCCUCACAAGGCCAAUGACAUGAGAUGGGAAGCUAUCCAAGUGGUUCGAGCUAGAGACGGGGUAUUGGGUUUAGGUCACUUUAGACUACUGAAGAGGUUGGGCUGUGGGGAUAUUGGCAGUGUAUACCUCUCAGAGUUAAGUGGAACUAAAUGUUACUUUGCAAUGAAGGUAAUGGACAAAGGGUCCCUAGCAAGUCGUAAAAAGCUACUUCGUGCUCAGACAGAACGAGAAAUUCUGCAGUCACUUGACCACCCUUUUCUCCCAACUUUGUACACCCAUUUUGAGACAGAGAAAUUCUCUUGCUUGGUAAUGGAAUUCUGCCCAGGUGGAGACCUCCAUACUCUUAGGCAGAAACAACCAGGGAAGCAUUUUCCUGAGCAGGCAGUAAAAUUUUAUGUGGCAGAGGUCCUACUGGCUAUGGAGUACCUCCACAUGCUUGGGAUUGUCUACCGUGACCUUAAGCCUGAAAAUGUCCUUGUUAGGGAUGAUGGACAUAUUAUGCUUUCUGACUUUGAUCUUUCCCUCCGAUGUGCUGUUAGCCCAACCCUCGUUAAAUCCUCAUCCAUAGAUUCUGAGCCUUUAAGAAAGAAUUCUGCUUAUUGUGUUCAGCCUGCAUGUAUUGAGCCGCCUUCUUGCAUCCAGCCUUCCUGUGUUGCUCCUACUUCAUGCUUUUCACCUCGUCUCUUUUCUAGCAAAUCAAAGAAGGACCGGAAGCCUAAAAACGAAAUAGGCAACCAGGUGAGCCCAUUACCGGAACUCAUUGCCGAGCCUACCGAUGCUCGGUCCAUGUCAUUUGUUGGAACACAUGAAUACUUGGCACCUGAGAUCAUUAAGGGUGAAGGUCAUGGGAGUGCAGUUGAUUGGUGGACUUUUGGAAUCUUUCUAUAUGAGCUGUUGUUUGGUAAAACUCCUUUUAAGGGAUCGGGGAACCGAGCGACGUUGUUUAAUGUUGUAGGCCAACCCUUGCGGUUCCCAGAAGCACCUGUUGUCAGUUUUGCAGCAAGGGAUCUUAUAAGGGGGCUGCUUGUAAAGGAACCACAGCACAGAUUGGCAUAUAAAAGAGGCGCUACUGAGAUUAAGCAACAUCCCUUUUUUGAAGGUGUGAAUUGGGCAUUGAUCCGUUGUGCUACCCCACCUGAGAUCCCAAAGGCUGUAGAGUUUGAGAAGAUACCUUCCCCAGCCUCAUCAACUGGCGAAAAGGCUGUUAGCAAUAUGCCGCCAGCAAAUCAGAAAGGCUCUGAUAAUUAUCUGGAGUUCGAUUUCUUCUAGAUAGACAAUAUUGAUUACAAAUGGUUUGAUCUGUUAGAGGGGAGGAACUGUUUUUCAAUGUUUCAGGAACAGAUGAUGAGGAAUUGUAUGUUUGUUUUUGUUGGCUAUUUGCAGUUUCAGAUUUGUAUGGCAUUAUUAAUGCAUGGCUUCUGUCAUCUCAAAGGCAUGAAUCUACUUUUCUCCA
Lotus japonicus is the source of this 2581-nucleotide messenger RNA. RefSeq names its product serine/threonine-protein kinase D6PKL2. Gene Ontology annotation, cellular component: cytoplasm; nucleus; plasma membrane. The record is from RefSeq and is a predicted model, not a curated record. NCBI's taxonomy places the organism in Eukaryota, Viridiplantae, Streptophyta, Magnoliopsida, Fabales, Fabaceae. Gene Ontology annotation, biological process: protein phosphorylation. Bases 553 to 2397 code for a protein of 614 amino acids. Gene Ontology annotation, molecular function: protein serine/threonine kinase activity; ATP binding. The transcript is spliced from 3 exons.